Molecule: messenger RNA, 1065 nt
Organism: Notothenia coriiceps (black rockcod)
Lineage: Eukaryota; Metazoa; Chordata; Actinopteri; Perciformes; Nototheniidae
Product: C-myc promoter-binding protein-like
Exons: 8
Biological process (GO): regulation of Rab protein signal transduction
Cellular component (GO): cytoplasmic vesicle
Source: RefSeq, a predicted model, not a curated record
GUGUACGGUGCCGCCAUCCAGUUCUACGAGCCCUUCCCCCAGGUGUGUCUGACUGAUGCCCAGCGCUCCCAGCUGGGUCUCCUGAGUCCAGAUCCAGUACAACCAGCCUCCUCCAGCUGUACGGAGACAUCCACCAGCACCACCAGCAGCCCGGCCAAAGCCCAAUGCUCCGUCUACACCAACAAGUGCAUCUGUCUGCUUUCCCACUGGCCCUUCUUCGACGCUUUCCGCAAGUUCCUCACAUUCCUAUAUCGCUACUCCAUCUCUUGCCCUCACGCCCUGCCCAUCGAGAAGCACAUCUCUCAUUUUAUGCACAAAGUUCCCUUCCCUUCCUCUCAGAGGCCUCGCAUCCUGGUGCAGCUUUCCCCUCAUGACAGCCUGAUGUUGAGCCAGCCAGUGUCUUCUCCCUUACCGCUCAGCGGUGGUCGAUUUUCCACGCUGCUCCAGAACCUCGGACCAGAGAACGCCGUCACCCUGCUGGUGUUUGCCGUCACUGAACACAAGAUCCUGGUGCACUCGUUACGCCCCGCCGUGCUGACCAGCGUCACCGAGGCUCUGGUGUCGAUGAUCUUCCCGUUCCACUGGCAGUGCCCGUAUAUUCCUCUGUGCCCGCUGGCGCUGGCUGACGUAUUAAGCGCCCCCUGUCCAUUCAUCGUAGGAGUGGACUCCCGCUACUUUGAUCUUUAUGACCCCCCACCAGACGUGAGCUGCGUGGAUCUGGACACAAACACCAUCUUCCACAAUGAAGAUAAGCGAGCCCUCACGUGGAAGAUCCUGCCAAAGAAAGCCUGUAAAAACCUGAUGAAUGUGCUGAGCAAUCUCCACCAGCAGCUGGUCGACGGUCAGCAGCGUCCUGACGGGCUGCUGGAGCUGAGCAUGAAUGAUUUAACAGAGUUGAGCUGUGGUAAGAGCCUCCACACGCUGGAGCUGGAGAUCCAGGAAGCCUUUCUGCGCUUCAUGGCGGCCAUUUUGAAAGGCUACCGCUCAUUCUUGCGACCAAUCACCCAGGCACCUUCUGAGAAAGCGACGGACGCCAGCUCCCUCUUUGACCUGCAAGUAAUCUGA